AUGAAAGCUCUCGUCCUCGAUGCAGAGCACAGGACCGCACAAGUUAAGACCAUUCCCAAGCCUGUCCCUCAGCGGAACGAGGUUCUGGAGUUGUUGAAUCCCUUGGUUCGUCUAUCUCAAACCGCAGGCGCAUUUGAGCCUGGCGCUCGCGUAGGUAGGUUCCUCCAAGGGGCUAGCAGUGUCAGUGACCGACCAGGCGCAUUCGCAGAGUACCUCGUAUGUCCAAGGGAUCUCGUCUGGAAAGUCCCCGAACAUGUGGGCCUGGAAACCGCUGCAGCAGUCAAUUUUUGUAGCUUGACAGCUGCACAGGCACUAUUCUACGGCCUAGGAACGAGAGCACCGUUCCAUCGCGAUGAACAAAACGAGCAGGGGUUGGCACAGACAGCCCAGGCAGCUCCGAAAAACAUAUCGGUUUUCGUCUAUGGAGCAUCAACAUCUGUGGGUCUAUAUGCCGCACAGCUUGUCAGGCGAGCGGCUGAGGCGAGCUGGGACAAGGUGCGAUUGAUUGGCAGUGCAAGUCGAAAGCAUUUUGAAAUGCUGAAGGCUGAACCCUACAGCUAUGAUGAUCUUGUAGACUACCGGACCAGGACUAGCCUGAGCAGGUUCGAGAAUUAA
Exophiala aquamarina CBS 119918 is the source of this 615-nucleotide messenger RNA. RefSeq lists its product as uncharacterized. The record is from RefSeq and is a predicted model, not a curated record. NCBI's taxonomy places the organism in Eukaryota, Fungi, Ascomycota, Eurotiomycetes, Chaetothyriales, Herpotrichiellaceae. The coding region runs from base 1 to 615 and encodes 204 amino acids. The transcript has 2 exons. Gene Ontology annotation, molecular function: oxidoreductase activity, acting on NAD(P)H.